AUGCGUUCUCUGUCAUUGGCAACGUUCUUGGCCUUCCUGGCUUUGAACAACGGCUAUGCAACGGGCUUGUCAUCGGCAAGACGUGACGCAAAAGGUCUGGGUCCGGUGCCGACAUCGAAUGGUCCGAUUACAGGUCAUCCGGUGUCAAACAACUCCGAGGUUCUCGAGUUCCUCGGGAUUCCCUAUGCGAAACCUCCAGUCGGCGAUCUGCGGUUCGCUCCACCACAGAGAUUCACAGGGAAUAAGUCGCAUGAGGCCUCUCAUUUCGGCUUUGACUGCCCUCUUUCCCCUUCUCGCCAGGUCGAUUACCCAGACAUGACACCACAAGCGCAGCGUAUCAUCGGAUACUUUGCUUCUGCUGCCGGGACACCUCAGAGUGAGGACUGCUUGACGCUGAACAUCUGGACAAGGUCGACCGAAAAGGCACGCUUCGCUGCCAAACCCGUCAUUGUAUUCUUUUACGGUGGUCGAUUUGCUGUCGGCAACACAAACAGCCCUUUCUACAAUGGCAAGUAUUUUGCGGAUGCUCAGGACGUCGUUGUAGUCACGGUCAACUACCGCAUCAACAUUUUUGGAUUUCCCGGGGCUCCAGGCCAGCCGCAGAAUCUUGGUUUGAGGGAUCAACGCGUAGCCGUGGAAUGGGUCCGCGAUAACAUUGCCGGCUUCGGCGGUGACCCGGCAAAGAUCACCAUCGCGGGCCAGUCGUCGGGCGGUGUCGCCGUGGACUAUUGGUCGUACGCCUACGUCAAAAGUCCCAUCGUCAACGGCCUCAUCGCACCGUCUGGCAAUGCCUUAAGCUUCCCGCUCAACAGCCCAGAUGUCACGGCGCGGAAUUGGAACACCGUCGUGGCGGCUGUGAAUUGCACCAACACUACCGAUACCAUGGGAUGCAUGCGAACUCGAAAUUGGGAAGAUAUAAAAUCUGCUACCGCUGCUAUCAGGCCAACGUCUUCCAGUAGCGUUCUUCGAGCGAUUCCGGCAUUUUAUCCUACAGUGGACAACGUAACCGUCUUUCCUGAUUACGUCUCCAUGACAGAGUCUGGCAAAUUUGCCAAGCUGCCGAUCCUCUUUGGGAACAACCAUAACGAAGACGGAUACUACAGAAUCCCGGCAUACGGCAAUGGCGUAGUACCCACACCAGGGCAAGUCGAAUCCUUCUUAUUGGAGUCUUUCACUUGCCCAAACUCUUAUCAGGGCCAAGCGCGGCUAAGGCAUGGUGUCUCUGCGUGGAUCUAUCGCUAUUUUGGAGAUUGGGACAACACACGUCUAUUCCCGACGAGCGGCGCAUACCACGGUGUUGACCUGCAUAUGAUCUUUGGCGCCUCUGGGGAUGUGAGCGGGAUACAGCCGUCCGAUGCUCAAAGGCGAACCACGGCACUCAUGCAGAGCGCCUGGGCGACUUUCGCCGAUGAUCCGGUAGAUGGAUUGAGUUCGGUCCUCGGAUGGCCAAAGUUUGACCCUAGCGAGACGUCGCUGGUUCUUCUGGCUGUCCAAAAUGAUCUUGAACCACACUUCGUCAAGCCGAGCUUGUACGACGAGCCAUGUUCCACGAUCACCUUGGGAGCCUUGGGCACUCCGGCGCCCCCUUGA
Colletotrichum orchidophilum is the source of this 1590-nucleotide messenger RNA. RefSeq names its product carboxylesterase. The record is from RefSeq and is a predicted model, not a curated record. The transcript has 3 exons. The coding region runs from base 1 to 1590 and encodes 529 amino acids. NCBI's taxonomy places the organism in Eukaryota, Fungi, Ascomycota, Sordariomycetes, Glomerellales, Glomerellaceae.